CAUCGCCCCAGAUACCAUCGUGCUCGAUCUCGCACUCAUAUCUUUUAUAAAAUACAAAACCUUGUACACAACGUCUCCCGUGAAAUACCCUUUAUAACAGCGACUGUUGUUAACGUCCAGUCUUACGUCGAAUGUCGGUAUUUAACCACUUAAAAAACCUGAUAAGACAGGGUAAAAGUGCGGUUUCUACUCCCAGUAGUGAAUCUAGCUCGGAUUUUUCAAACGCCACACGCUCGCUCGUUGGAAGCAACCCAACACAAAAGCAAGCUUCCAGAGUUGAAGCUGCGGCUCGAAUGGUAGAAGAAGAGCGUGAGGCCAAGAAACGCAUUCCUACCUACGCUGGUUUAGAACGCUACAAGCUACUUAGUAAAAUGGGAGAUGGAGCGUUCUCAGAUGUAUACAAGGCCGUCGAUGUUAAUACUCUACAAAAAGUAGCUGUAAAGGUCGUGCGCAAAUAUGAACUCAGCCCUGUUCAGAGAGCGAGCAUUGUCAAGGAAGUCCAAAUAAUGAGAAAUCUCAAGCACACCUCGAUCGUUCAGUUACUUGGAUUUAUUGAUACAAAAGAGCAUUACUUCUUAAUUCUUGAACUGUGUGAAGGCGGUGAAUUAUUUCACCGAGUGGUUCAUCUGACAUAUUUUAGUGAAGAACUUUCUCGCCACUGCAUUGUUCAAGUGGCCAAAGGAAUCCAUUACCUGCAUGAAGAAAAAGGGAUUGUUCAUCGUGAUAUCAAGCCUGAAAAUCUAUUGUUCGAUAAAAUCUCGUUUAGAGAUCGCACCGUUCCAUUGCCACCGCCACAUCCCGACGACGAAGAUAAAGAAGACGAAGGUGAAUUCAUCGAAGGAGUGGGAGGCGGUGGCAUUGGUAAAGUCAAAAUCGCCGAUUUUGGACUCUCCAAGGUGAUCUGGGACAAGCAGACAGCCACGCCAUGCGGCACAGUUGGUUAUACAGCUCCAGAAAUUGUUCGUGAUGAACGCUAUUCCAAAUCAGUCGAUAUGUGGGCCCUCGGAUGUGUUCUAUAUACCCUACUCUGCGGAUUCCCUCCUUUCUAUGAUGAAAGUAUUCAAGUUUUGACUCAAAAAGUCGCUAGAGGCGAAUUUGAAUUUCUCAGCCCCUGGUGGGACGACAUAUCAUCUGAUGCCAAAGACUUGAUUUCCCAUCUACUCACAGUGGAUCCGGAAGAACGUUAUACAAUUGUCCAAUUUCUAGAUCAUCCCUGGAUAAAGAACGAGCCCGUUAAGAUUUCCCGCGCUAAAGACGCUGGCAAGGUGGUGAGCGAAAUACAGGUUCCUACAAUGGUUGAACCCAUGGCCGAAACGAAUACCUCAACUACGAGUCUUGGAACCUUAAAGAUGACGCCACUUUCUCCUGAAAAGUUAACAGAAAGCGGUCGUGCUUCGCCACGGCCCAGCCAAGCGGUGGCUAACAGUUCGACAAAUAUAGUAGACCAGCCAGCUGACACUGAUGUCCGUCCCCUUGUGGCCUCUCCCACCAUUACUUCCAUGAAGGAAGUAUUUGAUGUCUCAUAUGCUGUGCAUCGUAUGGCUGAAGAAACUGCUCGACGAAAAGCUCUGGCAGCCGCCCAUCCAAAUGGUCAACCAGCAGCCUUAUCGGCUAUCCAUGCCAUGAACAACAUUGAUGAAGAUGACGACGAUGAUACUUAUGGCCUCACUACAGACAACUCUGAUUCAUCUCAGAGCGCUGAUUCAGGCGAGGAAUCGGAUCAACCUCCUAUAGCGCAACCUGCUCGUGUGGAGAUGACAAACAAUGUAAAGCUGCAAAUGGACAAUUUGAGGCUGAAAAAUCCACCAACACAACGGCUACAGCAGUCUCAGCGCGAGAGAGUGGCUGCUAAUCUCAAAGGGUCGGCUUCACCCAAACCUGUAAUAGAUCGUGCGUCGACCAAAUCCCCGAGCAAGAAGAAAGCGGCUCCGUUUGAACUCAAGAUGGGAAACGCUACCUUGUUAGAGAAGAGAAAACAACGUCAACAAAUGCCGGAUAUUGCAUCCGUCAAAGGAUGAUGUUCCAUUUACGCUUUGAAGAGAGGAAACCAAAAAUGCAAAAAAGACCGUAAUCCUCAAUUCCAUCACACACUCAAAAAAAGUUCCACCCACCCCCUGUUUCCAUUGCUUCUGUAAUAAUUUGUACAAUUAUUCAUCCCACCUUCUUGACAUGCCUCCCCUCUCUUCUUCCGUUGUGGUCAAAAUCAUAUACCAUCGCUAAAACCCUCCAUCUGUCACUUAUCCGUUUUCUCCUUGUCAUCUUCGUCUUUAGUUCUUUCUUCAUUUUGACUCAUCCAUCACUGAUUGCUUUAUAAUCAACUAAUGCCAAAAAAAAAAGACCUUACUUGUCGGUCGUGGUUAUAAUGAUCAUAUCCCUUGUGUACUUCCCAGUUUACCGGGUCUAGCCGACCA
This is a messenger RNA of Umbelopsis ramanniana AG, 2411 nucleotides long. RefSeq lists its product as uncharacterized. Gene Ontology annotation, molecular function: protein kinase activity; ATP binding. The record is from RefSeq and is a predicted model, not a curated record. The coding region runs from base 132 to 2018 and encodes 628 amino acids. NCBI's taxonomy places the organism in Eukaryota, Fungi, Mucoromycota, Umbelopsidomycetes, Umbelopsidales, Umbelopsidaceae. Gene Ontology annotation, cellular component: chromosome passenger complex; spindle pole centrosome; spindle midzone. Gene Ontology annotation, biological process: regulation of cytokinesis; mitotic spindle organization; protein phosphorylation. The transcript has 6 exons.